Molecule: messenger RNA, 831 nt
Organism: Daucus carota subsp. sativus
Lineage: Eukaryota; Viridiplantae; Streptophyta; Magnoliopsida; Apiales; Apiaceae
Product: transcription factor MYB115
Exons: 4
Coding region: 1-831 (276 amino acids)
Biological process (GO): regulation of DNA-templated transcription
Cellular component (GO): nucleus
Molecular function (GO): DNA-binding transcription factor activity, RNA polymerase II-specific; RNA polymerase II cis-regulatory region sequence-specific DNA binding
Source: RefSeq, a predicted model, not a curated record
AUGAAUCCAUUACUUCAAAAUUUAUUUGAAGAUCAACUUUUGCCGAGUACUUCUGCUUCUAAUGGCAUUAAUGAUGUUGAAUUAGUGGAUUCGUCUUUCCAAAAAUUAUAUAAUGAGUUUAAGGAUUUGAUACAAAAUCCAAAUGAUCCUAAACUAUCUGUCACUCUUGAUGAAUCUUGUUCUUUAAGUUCCCAAAAUCAAUGCAUACGUGAGGAGAAGGCCAAGAAAAGGGGGAAGAUCGAUGAACGAUAUUGGAGCAAAGAGGAAGAUAGGAUGUUGCUACAGUUCGUCAAAACGUAUGGAACUAAGAGCUGGAACUUAAUUGCUGACAAGAUGAAAUCACGCAGGAAAGGGAAACAUAUGAGGGAUAGAUACUACAACCAUCUGAAAUCGGGAUUAAAGAAAGGGCCGUGGAGCGAGGAAGAAGACUCCAAAUUAGUUAAUGCUCAUAAAAAUUUGGGUAAUAAAUGGGCUGAGAUUACUAAGCUAUUGCCAGGUCGAAGUGAAAUUUCUAUUAAAAAUAGGUGGAAUGCAAUGAAGAGGCGGUGUCUCAAUGCCAUUAAACAGCGCCAGAAGCCAAAUUGCAGUAAUCUUGAAAACUAUAUAAAGAGUCUUAUAAGCAACAAGGAUCAGAGUAGUGCCAUAUGUAUCGACUCUGACGUAGUUUCUAGGGCCCAAGGAGGAUCAAAUGGGCUUCCUUCUUCCGUUCCAAAUGAUUUGUACGAUGAUGAUAAUAGCUCGAACCUCGAAUCUCUUACAAAUUUGAUUUAUAAUAGCGACGAAGAUGAUUCGGGUUUUGUGGAGUUAAGGGAUCUGCUAGACGAUGAGUAA